Messenger RNA from Drosophila takahashii, 1473 nucleotides. RefSeq names its product pickpocket protein 19-like. The record is from RefSeq and is a predicted model, not a curated record. Gene Ontology annotation, cellular component: plasma membrane. Lineage: Eukaryota; Metazoa; Arthropoda; Insecta; Diptera; Drosophilidae. Gene Ontology annotation, molecular function: ligand-gated sodium channel activity. Gene Ontology annotation, biological process: sodium ion transmembrane transport.
AUGACUAUAGGAAACGAAAACAGAAGCAACGGCUUUGUAGCCCACUUGAAGGAUUACUGUUCCAAUUGCUCACUGGCCGGAUUCGCCUACAUGGCAAAUUCCAGGUUACAUUUUUCGGAGCGCAUAUUUUGGAUGAUUUGUGUGAUCGUUUCAACACUGGGCUGCUACCAUUUGAUCAUGGCUUAUCAGCGAAUUUUUCCUUCAAGAGCCGUCAGCAUUGUGUACGAGAGUCAGCCGCCGUUUUCCAAAUGGCGAUUUCCCUCUAUCAGCGUCUGCGAAGUCGCCCAUAAGGCUAAAUUAUUUCAAACAAUGGAGCAAUAUGUAGAGAGUUUGGGCUUUGAUGACGCCGGCGGAUAUCCCUUCGAAGUAGAAUCCGUCAUUGCGUGCAUUUUAUUUCCUGUAUCACUCACGGAGGACAAUAUGAAGACCAAAUGUGAGUCAAUCGAGACGAAUUGCCCAGAAGCGUGUGCAAAAUGUCCUUCAGAUGGUUAUCGCCAAAUACUCAACAAUUAUGGAGCCAACUGCUCGGACUUGUUCGUCGAGUGCAAGUUAUCCGGAAAGAAGUUCGACUGUUGCCAGUACUUUCGCCCCCUACUUACCCCCUUUGGGCGCUGCUUCAUGCUCAAUUCGCUUCUAAACAAUGAGCCUGGGUCAAAGCACUGGCUGCCCAACGUACUGGAUCCCGCCGAUCAGAAGGCCGUCAUAAAUGUGGUCACAAAAAUGGAAAUUCAAGUGUUCGUGAUAAAUGCGGAGGACAUCCCGCACACGGCCUUCUCUCCGCCCGGACUUGUAGCCAUAACUCCGGGACUGGGAAAGUAUAUGCAAUUCAACCAGGUGGUCAUGGAAAACGAUCCGGAUGUCAGGGAGGUCGACUCCAAGAUUCGCAACUGCCUCUUCCCCGAUGAAAACCCCAAAACUAGCCUAUACAAAGCCUAUAGCUUCAGCGUCUGCAUCACGGAAUGCAUUCGGGAGAUGCAGAUGAAGCUGUGCAACUGCACGGCAAUCAUGUACAAUCCAAAUGCCGAUAAACGCUAUCCGGACUGCGAUCUCAAAGGCUACCACUGUUUGGAGAAGAUGCGAGCGAUCAAGCCGGAUUCCAGGGUAUUAUUGAGCAACAAUAAGAAAAACAACGAAAGUUGCGGGUGUCUGCCGUCCUGCAAUGAUGGCGAUAUCUCUGCCAUUUACGAACCCACUACAAUUGUUCGAACCGGAAACAAGUACUUCAACGCCACACUAGACAUGCCCUUCCUGCCGACAGAUCGGUACCGACGACAGGCUAUUCGUACGCGUCUGGAUGUCGUGGUCUCCAUGGGCGGAAUGCUGGGACUUUUCCUGGGGGCCAGCAUCCUCAGUGCCAUCGAGUUCGUCUACUAUUUCACAAUGCGACCCCUUAACAAUUGGCUGCGCUCACGCUCGGCCACAGGAAAAACUUUCCGAGGAAAGAUUCCGGGAUAUGAGAAUAGAAAUAAAUAA